AUGGAAGUCAGACCUCCAAAGGGCCCAGGCAAACAAUUUACAUUUGAUUAUGAAAAUGAAGUCCAAAAACAAGAUUACUUCAUUAAGUCACCACCCCCUCAGCUCUUCUUCUCUGUGACCUCCUGGAAAAAGCGUCUUUUUAUUCUGUCCCAGCGUCAGGGAAAGGGUCUCAGUCUUUCCUAUUACAAAGACCAUCAACAUCGAGGUUCCAUAGAAAUCGACUGCAGCGCCAUUGUAGAAGUUGGUAUAAAUAGCCAGGAAAAGAUGCAAUCUGUGCAGAAGAUGUUCAAAUGCCACCCGGAUGAGGUGAUGUCCAUCAGAACUGUAAACAGGGAUUACUUCCUUAUUGGCCAUGACAGGGAGAAGAUUAAAGACUGGGUCUCCUUCAUGACACCAUACUGCCAGGGUGUAAAAGCAACCCAUCAGAGAGCAGAGGAGAAGCCUUCCUUGGGUGACAGAAGGCCAGUUUCAGAUCCCAGUCCUUUCCUGGGUCUCUGCAGCAUACCAGAGGGAAUCAGCCUUGCAUCACCGAGGGCCAGUCUUCCAGAGCACCUCAUACAAAAUAGUCUCCAAAGACUCAGGCACGCUCAUCAGCAUCAUGGACAUGACUUCCACUCAGAUCCCACUCAAGACACAGAAGAAGAGGAGUACUAUCUCACUCCCCGAAGCGCCUGCUUAGAGUUGGAGAAUAUUGCUGGAUCCAAUGAUUCUGAUGACUCUACUGAAUCCGACAGUCCAGACCAAGGGUUCAAGAGAGUGGAGAGCGAUUACGUGUCAAUGAGAGCGGUGAGAUCCUGUGUCCUCAAAGAAUCAACCUCUGCACCAGCCGACGACCAACCCGAAUUCCAAAUUUCUCCAGAGACGUCAGAGCUCGGGCUUCCUCACCAAGAACAUGACACAGGAAACGAUCCAUAUCUUUCACCUGCCGAUUCGGAAGCACGAACCACAGAUGGCCAAAAGGGGUCCGCCCCACUAACUGUUGUGAAAUUGUCUAUACUACUCAACAACAUCCCCGAUGAGAGCCAAGUGGAGACUCUGAACGUGUUCCUCUCCCCUCGGGAUGCCAUCAACUAUCUUGCUCUGGUAGAAGCAGCAGGACGGAUAUGUGUGGCUCGAUGGGAAGGCCCUCCCCGACUAGGGUGCUUAUUCUACUAUGGAGAUCACAUCUUGGCCGUGAAUGACCUGAAGCCUCAAAGCCUGGAGGAGGUGUCCUUGUUUCUAACCCGAUGUAUCCAGAAGGAGAAAGUGAAACUCUCCAUUGGCCGGAUCCCAAACUCAGAGAAGCUCCAUGCUUCCCCCUGUGCGUGUUCCUUAAGACACCAGUCGGUUGAGUCUGUCCAGCAGGAUUUGACAGAACUGGAGAGGAUACCAAAGAGGACUCCUGCCUUCAAAAAGAUCCAUAAGGAAGCUACCAGAGAGUAGGCUGCCGCAGGCCCAGGACACAGAAGGGUGGAGUCCUAGGCCACACAUGGCCUUGGGAUUGGACACAAGACAGCAUCCUUCUCUGAGUCACUGUACUGACUUGACAGUGGGGUCACUGGCCGUCUUUGGCUUUUGCACUGGGGAAGUCACAUGGGAUAAUGACUAAGAAGUGGAGUUAGAACAGGAGGGCUUAUUACCUGAGACUCUGCCCCAGGCACAGCAGAUACUAUUCAAUA
Grammomys surdaster is the source of this 1658-nucleotide messenger RNA. It is a transcript of the gene Plekhs1, whose product is annotated as pleckstrin homology domain containing S1. The coding region runs from base 1 to 1422 and encodes 473 amino acids. The transcript has 12 exons. The record is from RefSeq and is a predicted model, not a curated record. Lineage: Eukaryota; Metazoa; Chordata; Mammalia; Rodentia; Muridae.